CACCUAGAUGACAGCUGUUUCAGUUAUUGUUCUUAGUACACAUUGUAAAAUGACUUACUUUAACUUUAGCUAAGCGGAUGACCAGAAUUCGACAUGUCUUGGCAGUACGGAUUAAUCAGAGACAUGUCGAGGACCGACUACCUGAUUACUUCAUCGGAAUUCGGUGUAGUCAUGCCAGACAAGUUUCCUAAGGCAAAGCACCACUAUCUGGCCCUUCCAAGGGAGGAUAUUCCCAGUAUUUUUCAUCUUAACCGGACCCAUCUGCCGCUUUUGAGGGAGCUUUAUCAUCUGGCGCAGAAGGCUGUCAAAAUACGAGGUGUUGCUUGGGAGGACUUCCAGGUGGGAUUCCAUGCCGAACCGAGCUUGCAAAGGCUCCACUUACAUGUCAUCUCCAAGGACUUCGUAUCACCGUGUAUGAAGACUAAGAAGCAUUGGAACGCGCACAACACCGAACUAUUUGUUCCCUACGAAGAACUGUGCGCUCAUCUGGAGAGGGAAAACUGUUUUUCACGACUGCCAAAAUCGCUAGUAGAUAAGUUGCUAUCGCAGCCCCUGAUUUGUAACCAAUGCAAGUUCGCCCCGGAUUCGCUGUUGGACUUAAAGGCCCACUUGUUUUACCACUGGCAUAGUCGAAAAAAGGAGCAUGAGCAGAUGCACAUAAUAGAUGGAAUAAGUAAACUGUCGUUCCGAAACACUCCACCAAAACAUAACCAAGCGAUGACUCCACCCCAACUCAAUCAGUUGAACCAUAGGCCGCUGCUACCUAUGCAUCAAGUACCAAGGGCUUUUGGGAAUGGUCAUUACUUUUCACCUUCUCAAAGACAGGGCUACACUAGGACCCCGGGAAACAAAGGUUUCCGACCAUCUCCUCCCAUAAACGCCCCUCCUCAUUACACAAAAAAAACGUUUGCCCGGGAGAGAACUGUGCACAACGGUCAACAAAACGGAGCAAUCCCAAGACGAAUACCGAAAACGGAUGAAAACAAGAACCAACAGGUUACACAGGAGCCCAUUCAGCAGAAUUUGAAUUUACAACAGCCUAAUCAGGAUUCCGAUCAACAGAGUAGUCCGAACUCACAGAAAGCCCAACAACAAAGCUACAAUACUCAGCGGAAAAAUACGCAUGAGGUGAAUUCGAAAAACACCAAUACUCAAAUUCUUCAAAAUACCAGUGAAAGUUCGACUGUCCAGAAUCCAAAAGCAAAACAGUCAAAUCGUAAUAUUCUGCAGCCACACCCAGGCCUAAAAGUUAAUCAAGAAAUUGGCGAGAACAACAAUUUUAAAAAUGAUAAAAAUGAUCAACAAAACGAGAAUAAAAAUAAGAGAAGGGGAAGAAGAAAAAAAAAGAAAUCAGCUGGGAUUCCGCAGAACAACGAAUGUCUCGUUCCACCACCCCCAAAUAAUUAGAAUUUAUCGUGUUAUAGUAACUGAUUAGGGAUUUUAAAAAUUGUUUACCUAAUAUGUAAUGCUGUGAAAUAAAUAUAUAGGACCAAA
Messenger RNA from Drosophila teissieri, 1494 nucleotides. Its product is annotated as aprataxin-like protein. Gene Ontology annotation, biological process: single strand break repair; double-strand break repair. Gene Ontology annotation, molecular function: single-strand break-containing DNA binding; DNA 5'-adenosine monophosphate hydrolase activity; double-stranded RNA binding. Bases 94 to 1407 code for a protein of 437 amino acids. Gene Ontology annotation, cellular component: nucleus. The transcript is spliced from 3 exons. Lineage: Eukaryota; Metazoa; Arthropoda; Insecta; Diptera; Drosophilidae. The record is from RefSeq and is a predicted model, not a curated record.